Molecule: messenger RNA, 2508 nt
Organism: Fusarium vanettenii 77-13-4
Lineage: Eukaryota; Fungi; Ascomycota; Sordariomycetes; Hypocreales; Nectriaceae
Exons: 3
Coding region: 1-2508 (835 amino acids)
Source: RefSeq, a predicted model, not a curated record
AUGUACGAGUCCCACGUCCUUCCCACGCCGACGUCCAUUAGGCUCUUGGACAUCAUCGAAUCCAGAGACGAUGUAAUUCGAUGUUCCAUGAGCGUGGUUGAUCUAGAAGACGAGGGCCUCGAGUUUGCCGCCAUCUCAUACACUUGGGGCGAUCCCAUCACGGUUCAUGAGGACCCGAUGCCAGAUAUAACCGGCCUUACAAUGGAACAACAUGCAUCCCAGCUACCAUUUAGCUACUUUACUUCCCCGAUGGGACCAGAUGGCGAGUCGAUCUGCAUGGUCGAUGGGGCAAAACUUGAUUUCUACGCCAAAUACAACUACAUCCCACGCGAGGAGUUGCGUUGGCAGAAUCGCUCGUCGAGAGAGGUCGAAGUUGAUGGGAAUCAGGUCCCUGUCGAGGAGAACCUGUUUCUUUGCUUUGAAGCGCUAUUAAACAUCCGAAAACGACUCGAUGAAGCUUCAGGCGAGGACAACGAUCAGGAUUCUGAGAAGAAGAAGUGGCCUCCUGUCUGGGCGGAUGCCCUUUGUAUCAACCAAUCCGACCUAGCAGAACGCGCCUCCCAAGUCAAGCUCAUGGGCCAGCUAUACAGAACAGCAAGCCUGGUGUAUGCCUGGGUGGGCAAGCUUGACCGUCUCUCAUACCGGGCGUUGUUGGCGAUGGGUACAAUUCUCGAUUUCGACGCCACCCGCUCCCAUGCACGAGACUCAUCCUAUCCUGAGCAGGAAGAGGUCACGCUCUCUUCAGUUACCGGAAUGACGGUGGUGGACUGGUUUGCCGUUUUCGCUCUCUUCCAGCGAUUGUGGUUCCGCAGGGCUUGGGUCGCUCAAGAGGUGGUUUUUGCGCCCAACAGAUAUAUGAUAUGCGGUCCAACAGUUUUCGACAUGAAUUUCGUCUUAGCAGUCGUUGCAUUCUUUGAAGAGACUGGACUUGACUAUGAGUUGUGCCAACUGGGUAGAAACUUUCUCACCGAUCGAGCGGCGUCUGAUCAAACUCAGCAUUGGGAGAAGCUGGCUUCGUUCUCGUCCCAUUCACCAGACACAAUGAAGGAGCUGCAGGUCAACCCACGCGACGCAUUAUCGUUCAUUCUGGGGUGUCACCAUACACGCUCACGCCUUGGGCUCUGCAACGCGGGCAUGCCCAUGGUAUUCGAGCGUCGACCAUUACACUUGCUGUCUGUUCUCUCUCACUUCCGCGAUCUUGAGGCCACCGACCCACGGGACAAGAUCUUUGCCUUUCUGAAUCUUGCCGAGGAUAACCUUGGAUUGGUACCAGACUACUCUGCCGAAGUACGAGACGUCUUUAUCCAGGCAGCCAGGGCCAUGAUCAACAAACGAAGGGGCUCUAAACUCGCUGUUCUAUCCCAUCUGCAAGACUCGUCAGGCACCAGGAUUCAAGGCCUUCCUAGCUGGGUGCCUGACUUUAGUGCCAGGCUGGGUCGGAUCCCAUUCGACCAGGGUGGACAUGAUGACCGCUUCUGUGCCGGGACUGGUUUGGAAAUAGACAUCGAAGAUUUUUGUUUCCAUAUUUACCCUGAUGACACUCUCGCUGUCAAGGCUAUCAAAGUGGACCAAGUCGCCGUAUCGACAGAACUAGGCGACGACGCCGUCAUCCAGGCUUUACGGCUAGCACUUCGCGGCCCACCACGUUACCUUAUCAAUCCAAGGGCGUGGUUCGCGGGCAGCAAUCGUCAUAUACGCCCGCCACGGGCAAUAACCCGGGUAGAGGCUCUGUGGCGUACGCUUGUCAUUGACAAUCUGACCGAGAUGGAAGAAGAUCAUGGUAGUCUAGAGUCAAGAGAUAACCUUGGAAUAGGUUUCAGCAACUGGAUCUUGACCGACAUCCUCGAGGCCCGCGAUCUACUCAUAGAGUGGGCUAAUCUUGAGCAAGACCAGUGGACGCGAAUACUCAUAGAUAAAUCCUUUUGCACUCGCAUGGCUCUCUGGUCGGCCCUGUAUGAUGGAAAGCAACCAUCCGAAGAACUGGCUAUUCCCGAUCUUCAAAAGUUUGCGGAAGAUCUAACGGAAAAAAUUGAACGAGAAGGUAAAAGGUCAGAUGAGCAGGAGGAGGAUGAUGAUGGUUCUUUAUGCCACCGAGAGUUUCUCCCCACCGCGACACAUAUUCGAGAGUGCUUCCACGCUGAAGUAGACGAGGCCGAAGGCGACAAAGACCCUCUCCGCGGAAAAUACAAGAGGCCCUCGAUGCAACGACUCACGCCCCUGGAGAGGAGGAAACUUCGCAACUUUGAGAAAAACAUGCGCAACGCUACCGAGGGACGGAAACUGUUCAUGACAGAAUCGGGGUUAUUCGGACUGGGCCCUAAAUCUCUUGGACAAGACGCCAGCAGCAAGGACGAGGUAUGGAUCCUCAUGGGGGCAAGAGUGCCUUUCAUCCUGCACCACGUCGAGGGUUCCAAGUAUCGGGUUGUGGGCGAAUCAUAUGUACACGGCAUAAUUGGGACGACUGGGAGUAUGGAUACGGUCGCACAGGUGUGGAAGACAUAUGCCUAG